Anoplopoma fimbria (sablefish) is the source of this 985-nucleotide messenger RNA. Its product is annotated as NPC intracellular cholesterol transporter 2-like. Gene Ontology annotation, molecular function: cholesterol binding. The record is from RefSeq and is a predicted model, not a curated record. Bases 110 to 559 code for a protein of 149 amino acids. Lineage: Eukaryota; Metazoa; Chordata; Actinopteri; Perciformes; Anoplopomatidae. Gene Ontology annotation, biological process: intracellular cholesterol transport; cholesterol efflux. The transcript has 5 exons.
AUGGCAGUCGACGACAAAUAGGCGUCACGUCGGUCUCGUGAUACGCGGAAAUAAAAGGUGCCAGUCGGUCCCAGUUCAGAAACUGACGGAAGCCUCAAAGGACAGAAACAUGGAUGUCUGCACUCGUUUUGUGGUUUUGUUCUGCUUGAUGGGACUCACCUGUGCGGUGCCGGUGAAGUUCAUUGAUUGCGGCUCCUCUUCUGGCAAAGUGUCCAUAGUGGACAUUGACCCAUGUGCCAGUCAGCCAUGUCAGCUACAAAAAGGACAGGCCUACAGUGUCAAUGUGACGUUCAGCAGUGCUGUUGACAGCCAGACGAGCAAAGCAGUGGUUCACGGCAUCAUUGCUGGAGUUCCCAUCCCCUUCCCCAUUCCCAUAGAAGAUGGCUGCAAGUCUGGAAUCCAGUGUCCAAUCCAGAAGCAGCAGAAUUAUCACUAUCUGAACUCUCUUCCUGUGAAGAAGGAGUACCCUGCAAUCAAACUGGUUGUGGAGUGGGAACUGAGAGACGACAACAAACAAGACCUGUUCUGCAUCCGGUUCCCAGUUCAGAUUGUGAGCUAAGAUAGCAGAAGUACUUCUCUCUCGCACAACAUUUUUUUUUUUUAAAAGGGAUUCAGCUAUGAGUAAAAACCUGUAGAAUGUAAAUUGAUUCUCGUUAAGAUCUAAUUUUAUUCACUCAUAAAAUUGAUUUUUAAGAUGUAUGUCUUUCACUGGUUUGCAAGACUUUGCUGCACUCACACAUUUUGACUCCUGCUGAAAUAAAUAAACGGCUGAUUUUUGCAAUGAACUUACUCAGUUAAUUUUAAGAGAAGUGGAUGUUUGUGAAUGACCCACUUCCUCUUGUCUUACUGGCUGCUGUGUAGUCAGAAAAGGUACAUUCUGUAUUUUUCUUUACUAAAACGUUUGUUUUCUUUCUUACUGACCUGGUCUACUAGACAUAUGUAAUUGGAUAUUGUAAAUUAAAUUUCAAUAAAGAAAUCUAAUAUG